AUGCAUACCAUCAUCGACAUGGCGACAUCUGCACCAGACAAGUACUCGGUCAUCCUCCCGACGUAUAAUGAACGCAAGAACUUGCCGGUCAUUGUGUGGCUCUUGGCCCGCACCUUUGAGAGCCACAAUCUCGAGUGGGAGAUCAUCGUCGUAGAUGACGCAAGCCCCGAUGGCACACAGGAGAUUGCACACCAGCUCGCAAAGACUUAUGGCGAGGAUAAGAUCAUGCUCCGCCCGCGAGCGGGCAAACUCGGUCUCGGGACAGCAUAUGUCCACGGCCUCAACUUUUGUACGGGGACGUUUGUGAUUAUCAUGGACGCGGAUUUCUCGCAUCAUCCCAAGUUCAUCCCCGAAUUCAUCAAGCAGCAAAAGACGCACAACCUCGAUAUUGUCACGGGCACGCGGUACGCUUCCUCGCCCUCGCCUCCGUCGUCGGACGCCAACCCCAUCGGUCUCGGCCCAGGCGGCGUAUAUGGCUGGGACCUGAAACGCAAGCUCGUGUCGCGCGGGGCAAACUACCUCGCCGAUACAGUUCUGCAGCCCGGCAUCUCGGACCUCACAGGCUCGUUUAGGCUGUAUCGCCUGCCGGUCCUGCGCGACAUUAUCGGGCGCUGCACGAGUAAGGGAUACGUGUUCCAGAUGGAGAUGGUCGUGCGGGCUCGCGCGCUGGGGUAUACCGUUGGCGAGGUGCCGAUUACCUUUGUUGAUCGGAUUUAUGGCGAGAGCAAGCUUAGCGGCAAUGAGAUUGUCGGCUAUGCCAAGGGAGUCGCUAAUCUCUGGUGGAAUGUCUAG
Cutaneotrichosporon cavernicola is the source of this 792-nucleotide messenger RNA. RefSeq lists its product as uncharacterized. Gene Ontology annotation, cellular component: endoplasmic reticulum membrane. The record is from RefSeq and is a predicted model, not a curated record. Gene Ontology annotation, molecular function: dolichyl-phosphate beta-D-mannosyltransferase activity. The coding region runs from base 1 to 792 and encodes 263 amino acids. Lineage: Eukaryota; Fungi; Basidiomycota; Tremellomycetes; Trichosporonales; Trichosporonaceae. Gene Ontology annotation, biological process: dolichol-linked oligosaccharide biosynthetic process; protein O-linked glycosylation via mannose; GPI anchor biosynthetic process. The transcript has 4 exons.